Messenger RNA from Oikopleura dioica, 1374 nucleotides. Lineage: Eukaryota; Metazoa; Chordata; Appendicularia; Copelata; Oikopleuridae. The record is from the annotation of a GenBank genome assembly.
AUGUCGGAUGGAAGAAAAGAUAGAGCAAUGAGGAUUCCUUUUAAUCGAACAAAUGUUAUUUUAGGAACUGUUCUGGUGAUAUGCUUUGCGGGAGUGAUACACCAUCUUGCGGUUUUGAGAAAAAUCAAAGUCGCAUUCAUUCAAAAUGAGAGAACGCAACCAAAAGUCAGCCCGCUGUGGUCAACAAAAUGCAAAAAACCAGAGGGCUAUGUCUUUUUGAAAAAACACAAGACAGCUUCCACUACCUUCCGAGGAAUCAUGGCUAAUGUCGGCAAAAACCUCUCCUUCGAUGGCGAACACAAUUGGCUUGGACCACAAGGUGGUUGUUAUCCGGCUCCAUUCGGUCCAACUUGCUGGCCAUACAGUGAGGAUGGAUCGCAUUUGGAAAAAAUUGAAGCCCUCAGCUACCAUUUUCGCUGGAACUUGGACUACAUGCCCAAAUUACUUGAAAAUAAUCGGCAAAACAUAAGGACAAUCACAAGCAUUCGCGAUCCACUGGAAACCUAUCGCUCUGUCUUCAACUAUUUCUACGGCGCCAAACGGAAAGGCCCUCACGACAAGUGCGACAUCACGUGCUUUGGCGAACCUUAUUGGUCCUUGACAAAAAACGAAAAUCUGACAAUCGGAGAGUUUCUCGACGACUUAGAUGACAUCUACACUGAUGAAGCUCCCUAUGCCUUCAGAACAAAGAGCAUCCAAGCGUAUGAAAUGGGCAUGGAGUUGAAGAAAAUGGACGAUCCUAAAUACGUCCGGCAGUCCUUGAUUGAGAUGGAUAAACAGUUUGAUCUAGUUAUCAUCACCGAACAUUUUUGGGAAAGUAUCGUCUUACUGGCUCAUCUAAUGUGCGUUGAAUACAGUACUUUAUACAGAGAAUACGCGAAUAAAAAGGACUACGAAGUACCCCCUUUGACUCCCAAGCAAAUGUCAAACUUCGAAAAAUACAACAAAGUGGACAUUGAGCUCUACAAUUUCUUCAACGCUUCGCUUCAUGAGAAAAUCGACGCCUUCGGCCGAGUGAGAAUGAGGACAGAAAUCAUUCUCGCAAAAAGGGCGUAUCAAAAAUGCGCGAAGAGCAAGACUGAUGAAUGUCUUCAUAACCAUCAUCGGCCAAAAGGAAUGCCGAAAAAGAUGGAACCAAGGCUGAAAUUGUCGACGUUUGUUGAUUUGAUGGAAAGAUACGAAGGAAAGUGCAAUCAUGCUUCAAAUAAUGCUUAUGUUCAAGCAAAGAAAAUGCUGGAAACUGGAACUUGGGACAACGAAUGCGAACAUGGAAGAGAAAUGCUAGAAAAUAUGGUUUUCGACACGAAAGUCCCGAUGUCAAAAGACCUACCUUUCAUCCCCCAGAAAGGCCCAAAUGCAGAUUAUUUCAAGUGA